This is a messenger RNA of Syngnathus acus (greater pipefish), 2438 nucleotides long. RefSeq names its product anti-Muellerian hormone type-2 receptor-like. The transcript is spliced from 11 exons. Lineage: Eukaryota; Metazoa; Chordata; Actinopteri; Syngnathiformes; Syngnathidae. Gene Ontology annotation, biological process: protein phosphorylation; BMP signaling pathway; cellular response to growth factor stimulus. Gene Ontology annotation, molecular function: ATP binding; transforming growth factor beta receptor activity. Bases 228 to 1694 code for a protein of 488 amino acids. Gene Ontology annotation, cellular component: signaling receptor complex; plasma membrane. The record is from RefSeq and is a predicted model, not a curated record.
AAAAAAACUUAUUCUCCCCACUCAUCCUCCCUCAUUGGAGGUGUCUCUCCGUAAAGCUACUUUUGGAAAAUAUGUUAUUUGUGUGUGGCAAACUGCAGGUGUGCACUUGUGGGAGUGAUGCUGGGAAGUGUCGGAGACUCCCCUCACAUUCCCAUGACUGCUUGAGAUUGGGAAAAAAGAAAUCUCACACAGCCUUGCUUAUCGGCCAGUCCAGGUUUUGAGUGACCAUGUUUCUACGACGCUGGUCCCUUUUUCUGCUGGCGCUGGAACGCAUCUUUCCUUGUGUGUGCGGCCCUUCGUCGAAUGAGAGGAGGCAGUGCGCCUUCAAGGUCAAAGCGCACAACAAGGAGAAACUGAAGGCGGGCAACGUGAAUGGCUCCGUUCAGGUCUGCGAGAACACGCACUGCUGUGUGGGCUACUUCCUCGUUGUCAAUGGUCAGCUGGAGGUUGACACUCUUGCUUGCGAUAUCUUUGAAAAGUCGUGCCCCGAUGCCACCUGCAAGGCGCAGCACCGCUUCAACAACAAGCUGGUCAAGUGUGUGUGCAACACGGACCUGUGUAACCUCAACGUCACCUGGGGUGUGUCACCGCAAGAGCCGAGGCCCUCCAGCUCCAUGGGCAAAACCCGGCUCAUGGUAGUUUUCUCUAUGCUGGUCGUGUGCCUGCUGGUGAUGGCGGCGGUGCAGCGGAGAUGUCUCUCGCAACAAAAAGAGGAGACUGCCCAGGCGAGCCUUUCAAUCGCGCCAGUGAGUCCCUCCCAAACGUCCCAGAUUGACGUCACUGAUGUUCAACUGCAACAAAUUGUGGCCCGUGGGCGUUUUGCCACGGUUUGGCGAGGAACAUACCAAGGCUCUAUGGUGGCCGUGAAAGUCUUCCCCGCCGGCGCUCAGGAUGCGUUCACUUCCGAGAAGGAAGUCUAUGGGCUCCCACUGAUGAGGCACGCCGGGAUCAUUCGCUUUCUUGGUACCGGGAGAAGGUCGCAAGAUAACAGCUGGCUUCUUUUCCUGCAAUUUGCAGAACAUGGCUCUUUGCACUCCUUUCUGGGCCUGAACACCUGCAGCUGGCCGUUGUCACUCAAGUUGUGCCUGUCUUUAGCACAGGGACUCUCCUAUCUCCACACCAAUCUGUACACGCAAGAGGGCCACAAACCGCCUGUGGCCCACAGAGACCUCAGCAGCUUCAACGUGCUUGUCCGGGCAGAUGGCACUUGUGCAUUGUGUGAUUUUGGAAGCUCCAUCAUCACGUGUUCAUGCCCAGGCCAUCGCCAAAUGGGAAAGCUAACGCGUCACAGUCAGGCAGCAUGCACCCUGUGCUAUGUGGCCCCUGAGAUCCUGGAUGGUUGUGUCAGCCUCUUCAGCAGCUGCUUUCUGCACGGGGACGUCUACGCUUUGAGUUUGCUGCUGUGGGAGAUCUGCAUGCGCUGCGCUGACUUGUUUGAAGACGGCACCGUGCCACAACACCACCUCCCGUAUGAGCGUGAACUGGGAAGCCACAUGAGUCAGGAGAGACUCAUUGUCUAUGUUUCUCACAUGGGAAAAAGACCCUCCAUCCCUGAGCAUUGGCAUCAGCUGAGACAGGGACCGCUGCUGCAGGAUCUGCUGACCGAAUGCUGGGACAUGGACCCGGAUGCCCGUCUGACUGCUCAUUGUGUCGUGGACAGAUUAGUCUUUCUGCAGUCCAAUUCUUUAGUAUGACACUUGUUUCACAGCUUGUCUAGAAGAGUCUUCAAAACUUUUACGUGUGUUUCAGCAGUUCUGUGGUGUCUUAAAUAUCAGUUACUAAAUAUUAUUCAUUAAGAAAUGUUUUUGGCAUCGCUGUGCAACACAGCUCCACAUUAAUUAUCUUAUCCUCACUUUCACUGUAUCCGCACCAUUCAGUGAUGACCUUUUUAAAGUGUGUGGAUAUUCUAUUCUUUUUCCAAAGUCAAUCAGGUAAAAAGAUGUGAACGGAGGAAAAUCUCCCCAUUUUGUUUGUUGACAUAGAUACAAAAUAAAAAAAAUUAGCCAAGUGGAGUGUCUUCGGUUUACGAUAUUACCGAUACAACACGACAUGCACAUUAUUGUUUUUGAUUUGAUUAUUUUAUGUUUGUGGCCUGUAAGUGUUUUUCGUUCAACGACUAACUGUUGUGACUUAAAUAUUAGGUUUAGUAAUAGUAAUACGCAUUCCGGUGGGACGGAAUUCCGUCGUAAACCGAGGAACUACUGUAUUCAGUGCAAGUGUACCUCAGGUGUAUAGUGAGUCAGUGUAUACGUCGUCAGACUCGUCACUACAUUCUCCUCCAUUCGUCGCAACAAACGGUAGUUGUUUGCGUAUGGAAACACUUAAGCAACACUCUUUAGUGUUUCUGCAUGUAAAUGUAGAGGCAGGUGCUUGUGAUUUUAAGUUUGGGUGCGGCUUCCUCGUCCUGCGCAUGUUUCUUUCUCUCCAGUUGCGUCAGA